Messenger RNA from Radiomyces spectabilis, 153 nucleotides. Its product is annotated as mitochondrial import receptor subunit TOM7. Gene Ontology annotation, cellular component: mitochondrial outer membrane; mitochondrial outer membrane translocase complex. The record is from RefSeq and is a predicted model, not a curated record. Lineage: Eukaryota; Fungi; Mucoromycota; Mucoromycetes; Mucorales; Radiomycetaceae. The transcript is spliced from 3 exons. The coding region runs from base 1 to 153 and encodes 50 amino acids. Gene Ontology annotation, biological process: protein import into mitochondrial matrix; protein insertion into mitochondrial outer membrane.
AUGAACGACUCUACAAAGGAAUCUAUUAUGAAGGUUGUCGAUAUCUCCAAGACCGUCAUUCACUGGGGAUUCAUUCCUUUCGUCAUUUACCUCGGCAUGACUCGCAGCAAUCCCAAGCCCUCUUUGUUGAAGCUUAUCAGCCCUCUUGCCUAA